GUCUUGAGUAUGUGCAACGUCAGUCUUGUUGCCCGUCGAGGUGGAUUUCGGUUCGUAGUUCGCACUUACUGAUAUUGUUAAAUAACAGAAUUUCCAGAUAAGUGUUUCGAAAUGUUUUUCACGAGGUGUGCCGUCUUUUUUUUGAUUAACUUUUUGAUUGCUUUCAAUAAUGCUCGUUCGGCUCCUAUAUUGGAUGGAAGCGCCGCCGUGGAUAAUCAGACUCCAGUCGAAUAUUUAAAGGCUGCUCCGGAAAAUCAAAAUGGUCGAGAGACUGUUCUACUAGAGUCUGAGCAUCCAGUGUCCGCCAUUCUCUCCGUCUAUGAUGAUAAACAGAAGAAAGUUUCAGAUUUUCUUAAUCCGAGACCAAUCAUCGACACCAUAAGCGAACAUGAAAAGUAUGGAAACGAAGGAGAUCGUUUUUAUGGAAUCGGACGAGCAAUUGUGAAUGGUUACGAACAAUUCGCCAAUUUCAUGAAUAAAUUACUAAAUGCUCCAGGCCAAGCCACCAGAUCGAUUUCGAGCGGUAUUACGAAAAAAUUGGAUCAACUAGGCGGAAAAUUAGUUGGCUUAGCGAAAUGAGAAGUGAGAUUUCUGUGUUGUCUAUUGUUAGUUUUUAGCCUGUUAAUUCACAUUCAUGUACAAAAGCACUGAUUUAUGAAAUAUACUUGUUUUCAUUGGAA
Molecule: messenger RNA, 680 nt
Organism: Hermetia illucens (black soldier fly)
Lineage: Eukaryota; Metazoa; Arthropoda; Insecta; Diptera; Stratiomyidae
Exons: 4
Coding region: 112-579 (155 amino acids)
Source: RefSeq, a predicted model, not a curated record